Zophobas morio is the source of this 1160-nucleotide messenger RNA. RefSeq lists its product as uncharacterized. Bases 460 to 969 code for a protein of 169 amino acids. Gene Ontology annotation, biological process: sleep; regulation of synaptic transmission, cholinergic; positive regulation of voltage-gated potassium channel activity. Lineage: Eukaryota; Metazoa; Arthropoda; Insecta; Coleoptera; Tenebrionidae. The record is from RefSeq and is a predicted model, not a curated record. The transcript has 3 exons.
UUUGAAAAGUGGGAAAACAGUGGUCUACACUUGUAUACGGCUCGUAGCCAAUAGAUGACGUUGUGCAGUGUUGCCAAAUGUAGCGGAAUUCCGCUAUCGGUAGGGGAAUUUUGACCAACGGGGGGCGUAGCCACGAUAGCGUAAAAAACCUGGAAAUGUAGCUGAAUUUUUUUGAGACUUGAAAAUUGGAAAAUUCGAGGGAUUUUUUGUGCACUUGGCAUGUUAUAUUGCACUUAUAAAAAAUGUUAUUUUGAAUGGCGAAUGAAAUUUUUAUGUAGAGGAAUUUUACCAUUUAUCUCUGGCAACACUGGCAAUGUGUAAAGUUAGAUAGAUAAGACAGUUUUCCAUUCAAACGCUACUGUGCAUUUAGAGAAAAAAAAUUCAAGUCUGUGGUUACACCGUUAAACCACUUCACCGGAAACGGUUAAUAAACCAUCGAUCUAAUUCUACCACAUCAGCAUGGAACUUACACUCUUAAUUCUAUCUCUCUCAGUUGCGGCCGUUAGCAACGCUCUGAGAUGCUAUGAUUGCGAUCCAAAUACAGACGGCAAAUGCAUGAAGCCCGAAAUAGAUAACGCGAAGACUACAGUUUGUGAAGAAGAUGACGGUGCCACAAUACCACCCACAUAUCUUAAGAAACUGAUUAACGACAUUGACAAGACGGACAUUGAGACUAGAGUUAGUAAUCGAUCCGAAUUAAAAUUUGAAUGUUUCACCAUGGUCUAUGAAGCAGAGAAAAAAGGUCAAUCAUCUGGAGUCUACAGAGGCUGCGUAGAAAAGACUAAGUACAUUGAGUCAUCUUGCACAUAUAUCGAAGAGUGGCUGAACAAAAACAACGUGUCUUCUUGCACAACUUGUUCCGACGACAAGUGUAAUAAUGAGUAUGUCGGUGGAGCCGCAGCUUUGACAAUGUCUUUGGGAAUUCUUACCCUCAAUUUAUUACUUUGUGUGAAAGUAUUUACGUUUUAAUGUGGAGUAUUAGAUAUGUAAGUAGUUGCGUAAAUUAUUUGUCAGUCAUCUUUAUCGUCAGAAUUUGUAUCGCGUCAUGUAAUUUAGGUAUAGGUAAAAGUAGGUAAGUAUUAGAGUAUUUGUUCUGAGAAAUUUUUAGCUGUUUUUUUAUGUCAUUUUGUUAAUUAAAGAUAAUAUAAUUUUUAAGUGUA